Messenger RNA from Ostertagia ostertagi, 225 nucleotides. The record is from the annotation of a GenBank genome assembly. NCBI's taxonomy places the organism in Eukaryota, Metazoa, Nematoda, Chromadorea, Rhabditida, Trichostrongylidae.
AUGAUCGGUUACCUAGCACUUCUUGCCGUUAUAGCCUCUGGAGUAAGGAGUGGCGCUGUUGGAGAAUGUCGAUCAGAAUGCGUUGAACUCAAUCUCUACAAAAUUGUUCGAGUCCAUCUGAAGGAUGAAGAAGGCAAAGUUCCUUUCAAGAAACGGUGCCCAUCAAACGAUCCAGUCCCACUGAUGCAGCUUGCAACAUGUCCACAAUCAUUCAAGAAAAUAUAA